Elgaria multicarinata webbii is the source of this 1827-nucleotide messenger RNA. RefSeq names its product cyclic nucleotide gated channel subunit alpha 1 (gene CNGA1). The record is from RefSeq and is a predicted model, not a curated record. The transcript is spliced from 5 exons. Bases 1 to 1827 code for a protein of 608 amino acids. Gene Ontology annotation, cellular component: plasma membrane; intracellular cyclic nucleotide activated cation channel complex. Gene Ontology annotation, biological process: monoatomic cation transmembrane transport. NCBI's taxonomy places the organism in Eukaryota, Metazoa, Chordata, Lepidosauria, Squamata, Anguidae. Gene Ontology annotation, molecular function: intracellularly cAMP-activated cation channel activity; intracellularly cGMP-activated cation channel activity; cGMP binding.
AUGACCACAAAAGUAGGGGUGAUCAAAACCCAUCAGUCACAUUCAAAUAUUCACAGCCUGGCUAUUCAGGGCAGAAAUGAAAAUAUAGAAAGAGUGGAAGAUGGUGAAAGGAGCAAAUAUGAUGGUGAAAAGGAAAAGAAAAAUAAGGACAACUCAAAGAGAAAUAAAGAUAAUCGUGAAAAGAAAAAUAAGGAACAGGUGGAGAAGAAAGAGGUAUUUGUUAUUGAUCCUUCAGGAAACUUAUAUUACAACUGGCUGUUUUGCAUCACAUUGCCUGUCAUGUACAAUUGGACAAUGAUCAUUGCUAGAGCCUGUUUUGAUGAACUUCAGAGCAAUAAUUUAGAAAUGUGGUUCAUUUUUGACUACAUAUCAGAUAUCAUCUAUGUUGCUGACAUGUUUGUUCGAACAAGGACAGGUUACCUGGAACAAGGUUUGUUGGUGAAAGAACAACUCAAACUUAAGAAAAAGUAUAAGGGAACUGUACAAUUUAAACUAGAUGUACUGUCCAUCAUACCAACUGAUCUACUUUAUUUCAAGUUAGGAUUGAACUACCCAGAAAUAAGAAUAAACAGAUUACUAAGAAUAUCACGUAUGUUUGAAUUCUUCCAACAAACAGAAACAAGAACAAGCUACCCAAAUAUCUUCAGGAUCUCUAAUCUUGUCAUGUAUAUUAUAAUCAUUAUCCACUGGAAUGCAUGUAUAUACUUUUCAAUCUCCAAAGCCAUUGGCUUUGGAACAGAUUCUUGGGUCUAUCCCAACAUUACCCAUCCUGAAUUUGGCCGGCUUGUCAGAAAAUAUGUAUACAGUCUUUACUGGUCAACACUGACUUUGACGACUAUUGGCGAAACACCCUCUCCAGUGAGAGAUGCUGAGUAUUUCUUUGUUGUUGUUGACUUCUUAGUUGGUGUAUUGAUUUUUGCUACCAUUGUUGGUAAUAUUGGUUCUAUGAUCUCUAACACGAAUGCUGCCAGGGAAGAAUUUCAAGCAAAGAUUGAUGCUAUCAAGCAGUACAUGCAGUUUCGGAAUGUGAGCAAAGACUUAGAAAAAAGAGUUAUCAAGUGGUUUGAUUAUCUGUGGACAAAUAAGAAGGCAGUGGAUGAAAGAAAAGUCUUGAAGUUUCUCCCAGAUAAACUGCGAGCUGAAAUUGCCAUUAAUGUUCAUUUGGAAACAUUACAGAAAGUCCGUAUUUUUGCAGAUUGUGAAGCUGGGCUAUUGGUUGAACUAGUCUUAAAACUACAGCCUCAGGUGUACAGUCCUGGAGAUUAUGUCUGUCGGAAAGGUGAUAUUGGACGAGAAAUGUACAUUAUCAAAGAAGGCAAACUUGCAGUAGUAGCUGAUGAUGGAGUGACUCAGUAUGUGGUCCUUAGUGAUGGAAGCUACUUUGGGGAGAUUAGCAUUCUUAACAUUAAAGGUAGCAAAGCUGGAAAUCGGAGGACAGCCAACAUUAGGAGCCUUGGUUAUUCAGAUUUAUUUUGUCUGUAUAAAGAUGACCUAAUGGAGGCUUUGACAGAAUAUCCAGAUGCAAAGUCCUUGCUGGAAGAGAAGGGAAGGCAAAUCCUUAUGAAGGAUGGAUUAUUAGAUUUAGAAGUUGCACAUGAAAGAAGAAAUCCUGAAGAUAUUGAGGAAAAGGUCAACCAAAUAGAAGUAAUGCUAGACAGUUUACAAACUAGGUUUGCCAGACUUUUGGCUGAAUAUGGUGCUGCACAGCAGAAAUUGAAAACAAGACUAGCACAAGUUGAGAACAUCCUCAAACUAUCUAUGGAUUUUGAUUUCUCAAAUUUAGAAGAAACUGAAAUAGUUUGGGACAAUAAGGAAUUAAAGCAGUAG